AUGGGAGCCUGUUAUUCAAAGAACACUGCAGCAGGGUCAUCUUCUGAAAUUACCAGACCCAAACAUAAGCAGAGAGACUCACCAAGGGCUGGAAAUGGGAAUGCAGGAAUAACGAAGCAAAAGGACAAACAUUUGACCAAGCCAGCUGUAGUGAAUGACACAAGCAAUGAUGCUGAAUCAAACUUAUCCAUUCUAGAUGCAGUGAAUGAGCAUGUGAAUGAGACUUUGGUGAAUUCUGGUGUGGUACCAUCUGAUAGUGGAAUAGAAAGCAUAGACACUGUUGUAGAUGAUGCUGGAGACAGUGUCCAUUUGAAGCAAACAGAUGAAUUUUAUAACACAGUUGAACAUCCUAACAGUGGUUCCAGUCUGAGGUCCGGUGGCCAUGAUCUUAGCCUUGGCUCAAGACAAGAUGAGAGGCAUGUUAUUGAUCAUAAUGAUGCUCAAAGCAGCAAAGAUCCCACUACAGCAUGCAGUAAAAUCCACACUGACCAUGACAGACUUUCUGCUAAGAAUGGCACCGUCACAAUCAUCAAUGCUUUGACAAAUGAUUCUCAUGGCAGUAUUCAUGAUUUUCUAUUGAAACAAAAUGUGCAGUUGGCAGAUUCAUCAAAUAAAGAUGGGGGCAUAAGCACAGCUUCUGAAAGCACUGCAAAAGGUUCUCAUGUUAUCCAAGACUCAGUCCCUUCCAUGAAAGGUUACGAUAACCAGCAGUCUAAUGUGCUCAGUGAAACAACAAUGCGUUACAGAGCUCCAUUGGCUGCAUUUGAUUCAGUUGAAGGAAAUCUAAAUGAAUCUUCCAUUCACUUGAACGGAAAGCGGCAAAGUUUACUUAGUGAAAUCCUUGACCUAACAGAGUCUCUGUGUAAAUGUGACUUCUAUUCCAGUGAAAAUUGUUUCCGAGACCACGGAGUCAACGGCACUGCCACAGGAUUCCGUCUCAGUAGGCGGGGCUCAGAAAUUGGUGCCAGUGGACAGUUUGAGAAAAUUGAUGAGCACUUGAAUCAGAUUGACCGGUCUGCCUCCCCUAAAUGCAACCCUCACAAUGGCUCCUCAUCAACGAGUACUUCACAAAUGUCCAGUACUCCCACCAGGAAGCUAGCAAGUUUAGCAAAGAAUGUUUCAUUUGCUGCCCAUGAGGACAUCAGCACUGUAGCUGCAUCAGGGGCAUCAUUCAACAGUCGCCUGGACUCCAUGUUGUCAUCUGAUAAAUACAGCCAGAGGACUGCAUCUGAAAUUAUUUUCCCAAAUAAGCAGAAAGAUCUCCAUAAACGUUCUGCAUCACUUGGCAGUAUGAAGGCGACAAUGAGUGACUCCAGCAGUGAUGUACCAGAUGGUACUACAGAGGAUGACAUUGCCAGUUUGGAUCUUGACAACAUCAGUAGAGUUACCUCCAUCUCCUACAACAGCAUCAGACAACUGGUGGAGAGUACAGAAAACUUAGUAUCAGACCUUUACAUUGCCCGAUCGUUGACCAUUGAAGGAGUGGACUGUGUGGCUAUUCCAAAAGAUGUUUACCGCCAGAUGCAAACAGAUCUGGCGACACUCAAGCAGCAGCUUCUCUUCUUGUCUUCAGUCAUGCAAGAGAUGUCACUGUUGUCCCACCUUGGUGUGGGUUGGAUCAGUUGGCUAGAUGUCACUGUUGUCCCACUUGGUGUGGGUUGGAUCAGUUGGCUAGAUGUCACUGUUGUCCCACCUGGAUGUGGGCUGGAUCAGUUGACUGGAUGCAAUGGCAAGCUCUGA
Candidula unifasciata is the source of this 1740-nucleotide messenger RNA. The record is from the annotation of a GenBank genome assembly. Lineage: Eukaryota; Metazoa; Mollusca; Gastropoda; Stylommatophora; Geomitridae.